Naegleria fowleri is the source of this 2361-nucleotide messenger RNA. RefSeq lists its product as uncharacterized. Gene Ontology annotation, cellular component: TORC1 complex; TORC2 complex. Gene Ontology annotation, biological process: TOR signaling; regulation of actin cytoskeleton organization. Gene Ontology annotation, molecular function: protein binding. NCBI's taxonomy places the organism in Eukaryota, Heterolobosea, Eutetramitea, Acrasida, Naegleriidae. The transcript has a single exon. The record is from RefSeq and is a predicted model, not a curated record. The coding region runs from base 1 to 2361 and encodes 786 amino acids.
AUGUUUAACUCUCCCUUGAAACCUGUUGUUAAGAGACGAGUGAAAAAGCAAUCAGCCACCAUUCGUCAUCAUAGCCAACGAUCCGAAGACUCCAUUUCUCUAUUUGAUCCCAUGCCACCCAAUACUGAUGACACUACUUCCGAAAUGAAAUCAAAGCCUUAUCGUCUGGAUUCCUAUAUUUCCUAUUCGUCCCGAUUAGCCAAAAAACAUCAAUCAUCAUCAACAGUUUCUUCUUCUCAAUCCAUAACGUUAGAAGAAGACUCUUCCUUCGCUCUCCAUCAUGAACUCAUGUUCCGAAAAUUCAUUCCUCUCGAGAAACAUUUUCGAAUGAAUUAUCAACAAGCUCAUUACAGAAAAGUGUGUAGCAAAGCCUUGCUUCAGACCCGACUGAUACCCAAUUUAGAGGAAUUCGCUUCUUCAGGUGAUGCAACCAUAAGCACGCCACUUUCUUCCUCAUUGGAACCUUAUUCUCCAUUCUCGCCAUUCUCUCCAUCAUCAAUCACAAGCUCCUCUUCUUCUUCUACCUUUUCAAAUUCUUUGCAUACUUUGAACUCUCCUUCGAAAGGAUCAAUGAUCAGCAAUGGUCGUCAUUGUACUACUAGUAGUAAUCUUACUCCAAAGAAAUUAAAAAACUCUUCAAAAAAGAGGGAUGGGCGUUUCUCUCCGGCCAUGUCUUUCCAUUACAAGGGAAGAAUGGGUUUUACCAGCAUGCUGUUUAUGGAGAGGUGUGGUAUUUCCAUGUCUCCUCCUGUUCUUGUGGCUGGAGAUGCCAAGGGAUCAAUUCAAUUAUUUUCCAUUGGAGACUAUUGCCACAGUGGUGGAAGCAACAGCUCUAAAAAAGUAAUUGAAAAACCUUGUUUGAAAUUUUCGAUACCUAUGAGGUCCUUUGUGAAUAGAAUUUGCACGACAAAGAGCGGAGCAUGUUUGGUGGCGAGUGACGACUCAACCUUGUUUUUUUAUGACUUGUGCCGACAAGUGACAGGAAGUCAUCAUCCAACCAUAAAAUUCGAAGGUCACACUAAUUACUUGACAGAUGUGAAGAAGAACACCUUUGAAAAUUUAUUUAUGAGCUCAUCGAUGGACAAGACUGUGAAAAUAUGGUCACCUCAAACCUCAAAAUUUGUAUUUUCCUUAAACAUUAAGGAAUAUGUCAAUUCGUGUUGUUGGAUGCCCAACAGUAAUCAUUACAUGCUUACUUGCUCUCAAAAAGUCAUUACAACACCUUGCUCCGAGAGCUGUAUCAAAAUUUGGGAUUUAAGGAAAUUAUCGAGUCAUGUCUGUGAAAUUAUUCAGAAUGGAAAAUUCAACGAGUUACGUUCGUCUGCCUCCACUUACAAUGAUGCCGAUUCUGAAAGUGAGGAUAGUGAUGAUAGUUUUUCAGGAUCUUCAUUGUUUGGAUUUUGGUCUGCCACGUCAAAAUCGAGACAAUCGAAACAAAGCGCAGCCAUAACAAGUUUUGGAGGAACUUUAGAAGUAGAGUCCUCCGAUUAUUAUGACUCGACCACACAAAUGUAUGUGGAACCAUUCAUACCACAUAGAGUCUCGGAAAAGAUUUUUGACAUUCAAUUCUUGGACGAUUCACAUUUGUUGUCCACAUCACCUUUUUGUAGUAAGAUUUGGCGAAUACAUGAAUUGUGUGGAAUUAAUGGUAAUAAUAAGAAUGAACUCAACUCUAUGAAUGUGACUGGUCUGUGCACUCUCUCACACAAAUAUUACUCCGAUUAUGAUGACACUUCCGUUCAAUCUUGUAACGUUGUACCUACGAUUCAUUUGCAAACAGGUCAUUUGGUGAAAGGUUGCAAAGAUGGAAAUUUAUACGUUUGGAACUUUGCCAUUCACACUCCCAACACAAAUAAGAGAACGAAUUUUACCACUCGGAUCAAACCAGCUCAUUCAUCGGCGAUUCGUUCUGUUUGCUUUAGCAAUGAAGGUGAUUUAUUUGCAUCGUGUGAUCAAUUAGGUCAUUUGAACAUUUCAUCCAUUUAUGACGGUACCACAUGCGACUCCAUGAUGGAUGACCGAUGCAUGAGCAUGAACGACAGUACCCUCUUGAUGGAUAUGAACUGCAGCUUUGAUUCUUCCUCAACUAGUCAUCACAAUACUUCUCAGAUUAGUGUUGACAUGAGCUCAAUAUUUUUGGAAGAAAAGAGUUCCACCAACACGACCAACAUCACCACGACGCAAUUAUCAGCAAUAGCCAGUGGUAGUAGUGGCAGCAACACUAUUGGAGAUGGAAGAGAUUUUGAACAUUCUCACAACAUUUACACAGAAAAUAAUUUAUUGACCACUAGUCCGCAAAAGAGGUCGAAAGAUGUCGAGCUCGACAAAACAUCCUCAAGACGAAAGAAAAAGAAGAAAUAA